AACUGUGUUUCAUUUUCAGCUCCUAUGUGAAUGGCAGAUUCCUAAAAAUCAAAUGAAAACAGUUUUCAAAGCUUUGUAAUGUUAUAUUGAUGUAUUAUAUUGCCUUCUUGCUCUCAUUCUGUGCAGCUGCUCCACAGGAACUAAGCACUCAAGAACUUCACUUGUCAAAGCUGCUGGUGCUGUUUGUGUGGGACAUGCAGGGGUCCCAGGGUCACUUUAGAGGUUCUUCUCUUUACUAAGUCCCGACUUCUGGAUUGUGCCAGCGUCCAGCACCUGUCUCUUAUUUUCUCAUAGAGAGAUCUGCAAUUGCAGUCUUUUGAGUUUCAGUCCAGUCCCAUCUGUUCACCCCUCUCUGCUCCCAGAGCUGCACACCUCUGCACUGCAGUGGCCAUGGUCGGACAGUCAGUCUUUGUUGUUACUACAGAUUUUGGCACAUCCUACAGUGGGUACUGUUUUUCUCUUGCUUCAGGUACAGACCAAAUCCACCAGGUUUACUGGGGAACAGAGCACGGGUUCAAGACCCCAAAGACCCCUAUGAGCAUCUUGUUCAACCAGAAGCAGGAGUUCAAAUAUUUUGGCUAUGAUGCUGUGAUGAAGUACAAGAGCCUGCCCUCCAGCCAAGCUGACACCCGGUGCUUCUUGCAGAACUUCAAGAUGCAGCUGUACAACACGGGCAGUAUUUAGAGAGCCCUGAGGAGAGAACUGGAGCAGAAAGACCCUGCCAGGACCUCCCUGUCCUUCUCCCUCCUGCUGCACCCUCUGUUGCCAACAUCUCCUGCACCAUGUCGCUCUCUGAAGCAGAGGUGCAAAGUGCCCGUGGUGCCUGGGAGAAGAUAUAUGUGGAUGCUGAAGACAAUGGGACAGCUGUACUAGUCAGGAUGUUUACCGAGCACCCAGACACCAAGUCCUACUUCACACAUUUCAAAGGCAUGGACUCUGCCGAAGAGAUGAAACAGUCAGAUCAAGUCAGAGGCCAUGGCAAGAAGGUUUUCAGUGCCAUCAAUGACAUGGUGCAACACCUGGACAACUCUGAGGCUUUUCUUGGGAUAGUGACCCCACUCGGCAAGAAACAUGCCACCCAGCUGAAGAUUGAUCCCAAAAACUUUAGGAUUAUCUGUGACAUUAUCUUACAAUUGAUGGAUGAGAAAUUUGGCGGAGACUGCAAAGCUUCCUUUGAGAAGGUGACCAAUGAAAUCUGUACCCACCUGAACAAUAUCUACAAAGAGGAGGGUUGGUGAGGAUGUGCACCCUCCAGGCUCUUCAAACAACUUACCAGCACUGAUUUGCUGCUUUUGGGCCCCCAGCCACAGCUGGAAAAAUUAAAUUUAAAAAUAAAAAAAGACAAGAAAAAAGGCUUAUACAAUAUAGAUAUCAAUGUCAAUAAUUUCCUUAGCAAACUGAGUUUCUACAGCUAAACAAAACCCGCAGAUACAUCAAAGUCAACCAACAAAUCCUGAUGUGCUUUGCACUUUCAGGUGGGUUCCUCUGGCCACUGUCCUUGAAGACUACAUUUUAAGUUGGUGACUUUAAGCUUUCUAUUCCUAAAAGGAAGACUUGCUCCUUCCAGCAGCACCAGCAACUCUUUGGCUCAUCUACCACCUCUCCAUCCUUACGAAUGACAGGAAGGAGACCAUUUUGAAGCAUCUCCAGAAUCUUGGUAGAAGUCAUUAUUUAAGAGGCACGAGUAUUUUGUGUUUGAACUUAAACAAGGGGAAAGUAGUGUAUGGGAAUGAUCAUCUAGAGAGACACGAGGAAAGUCUCAUCUUGCAUGAGUCAGGAGAGUCACCCAGCCUUGGUUUCUCAGAGCAGCUUUCAGCACAAGGGAUGACAACACUGAGUGUGGUCACCACUGGACCCCUCUGGGCAAGGAUGAACAUCUCCAGGGUGUGGAUUUCACCGUGUUACUCCCAGGAAAUUACUUGGGUUGUGCUCCCACAUGAACAAGAGCAGAGCUCACUGUCUCUUGUGCACUCAAAAUGCACCCAGCAGAUGGAGACUGCUGCCUCACUGCGUGGGCAGCACAGGAGACUCAGCCUGGCAUGGGACUUGUCCUGUCCAGUCACACAGCCUGAGCCUCCCUUCAGAGCUAACUGGGUCCUGAACUAUUUAAUUACUUUUCUUUGUAUUCCUUAGACAUGGUGAAAUAAUCAGCUAAUAACUGCAAAUAACCACAUGCUGGUUUGCUUCAGUGUAACAUAAUAAACACAGAAAAAGCAGAUGUGCCCUCUCAUUUGCUUCACAGAAAAGGUGAUGUGCAGCAGAGGCAGCUGGUUACAGUGCACAUUUACUGGUGGUACUGGGGGGGUUACCAAAACCAGCUCAAGCUCCCACCCAGGCACCCAUUACACUUGUGGCAGUCAGGCUUCUCAUGGUUUUCACUUAACCAUGAAACAACAGUUUUGUAAACGAGUAAAAAUGCAGAGUUUUCCUUCAUUCAACAUGUAGUUUUCCUCACCCACUGCAUUUGGCAAAGGAUGCUAAAUCCCAAAGUCCAGAAGAGGAACUCUAGCCAGAGGGGAAGAUGGGAGGCUGCUUUAUUUGCUUCAGUGUUCUGUUCAGCUCAGGGAGAAAGGGAAGUGUAUUGCAUAGCAUUGGCAAGGACUGUAAAAAAAGAACAAGACCUGUAAAAAAGUAUUUAUAGUCUCAAAUCCCUCUGAGGGAGUACAAGCACUUAAAGCUCUGAAAAGAGGUGAUGGCAGUUCUUUACUCCCAUUGCUUUGCUGCAAACCAGUUUGAGCUUAGGAAGAUUUGAAGACAGCAAUACGAAAAUUACAGUGGUUCUAAUGCAAAGUCCCCACCCACUUACCACCUUCUGGAGAUAGAGACAGAGGCUCGAGCAGGGCUGAAGGUGCCUGAGGGCCAGUGCUAUAGAAGUGCCUUCUUUGAGCCAGCACCUGAACAAUUUCUAACACUUCUGCACUUAAUACUUUACCACAGUCAGCAUUUGUCCGAUCAUUUCAGCCUGAGAAUUGGCUGUACAGCCAAGGCAGCUACUGCUGCUCUCAGGCCCUUUGUGACCUUGCUGGUGUUCAGCCCUGCUUUGUUGCUAGUUAAUCCUGCCUUUCUGAUGGUCUAGAACUCUGAUGGUCUCCUAGAACUCUGCUUGCCUGCAGUGUUCUGGCAGCACUGAGCCUAGGGGAAGGGAUUUGGAACUGCAGUUUCCCCAGCAACAGGAAGUGAAGAGCCAGGAAAGGUAAGACAUGAGAGAACUUUCUAAUUGCCCGCUGACUUCAUUAUAUGCUCA
Sturnus vulgaris (Common starling) is the source of this 3244-nucleotide messenger RNA. The record is from RefSeq and is a predicted model, not a curated record. Lineage: Eukaryota; Metazoa; Chordata; Aves; Passeriformes; Sturnidae.